This is a messenger RNA of Didymodactylos carnosus, 1790 nucleotides long. Lineage: Eukaryota; Metazoa; Rotifera; Eurotatoria; Philodinida; Philodinidae. The record is from the annotation of a GenBank genome assembly.
CCCGGGUACGAGACACGAGAGUAGGAGACUAUACCUGGGUACGAGACACGAGAAAACGGGUAUCUCGGUCUCGUAACAUACAUAAUCUGAAGAUGAGACAAUCAUCUGGUUUUUGAAGAUUUAUUAUAACGAGAGAUAAAUAUUGAAGAACUUAUUCUGUAAUCUUGAUUAAAUCUCUGUCGUCGUGAAGGAGAGAGGAAUACAAUGAGAGGACAUUUUGUUUUUCUGCUAGUCUUUGAUAAACACUCUAUGGAUAUUUUCACAAAACAAGAGCUGUCUAAAAAAAGGUGUGAUAAUGUGUACGGUGGUAGACAGUUCACCAUUGAAGACGGUUAUGCACUGUCUAAGGGGAUUUCUGUCUAUUCGGCACCAGAUUCAAAUGUUUGGGUUUGAUUCUAAGUUUUGACAGCUUUUAAGACCAGAAGUCAUUUUACUGUCAGCGGUUAAUCAGCGUAUAAACGUAGAGAAAACGUCUCCCAGAAUGCGACAGAAUUUAGUUUAGCAAAUGACUGGUAUUUUUCAAAUAGACAUGCUACUGCCCUGUUUCUAACCAACUUGCACUUAGAUAUUUUACACUUAGACAAGACCAUUACAAAACCACUACUGAAGUGAGGAAUAGUACAGGGGCAGGGUGUAGUCAACCUGCUUACCCGGAUUUACUAAGAGCUAUUCAACACAGCGGUAUAACUUCGCAUGACUGCAUAGUAAAAUAAAGUCCAGGUAUUGUUUUACAAAAUGACGCACAUAACUGUGGACCUUGGAUUUGUGAGUAUGCAAAACAAUGGGUUGUUAAUGGACAAUUUAAUCUGAAUGAAAAAAAAUAUAAAAUAUAAAAUAUAAAAUAUAUUAAUAUAGUUCAAAGACGUAUAGAAAACGAGUGCUGAAUAUAAGCGAUGUUCACGAAAAACCAUAGAAUAGCGGACGAGAGCACGAAGGCAAUAGCCGCGAUUGUAAAGUUUAUUGACUGAAGAAAAAGAAAAAACAACCAUAAAAAGAGGUGAUGAUAUUGUAUUUUUAACAACUGUUACAGCAUGGAGUACAAUCGAUGUUUGAACAUUUCACACAGGCCCCACCGUUACGCCAAAUAUUACAACGAACAAAACAAAGAAAAACAAUCUCUAAACCAACAGCUAUGCUGUAUUCACGAAAUUGACAUAGAUGUCAAUCGAAAGACUGCGAUACAGAACUAUGCAAACUAUGAGAACUUAAAACAUCGACAGUGCAUUGAGAACUAUGAGAACAUUGAGUAGUAGAUCUACUAGAUCUAGAACAUUAUAUGGUACAACAUGUACAUAUCAGUUCUCGUGUAAUAUACGUAUAAUCUUACAGCUGGAGAGCAAUUACGUUUUGGUUUUGAAACACAAAUUCGUACACUAAGUGCCGCGUUUGAAUAUGCAGAUUUACAGAAAUGUAUCACAUGCGAAGAGGCAUUAUCGAAGGAUGCAUUUAGAAUCAUGGAUGUUCUGAAUAGUGAGAAGAAAGAAAUUGUUGACAAGGCCAACAAGAAUAAAAGAAUUGUUAGAUUAUUAACACCUGUUAUUGUUGCGGACGAUAAUCAACAUCAGCUUACUUUGAAGUUUCGGAGUGAUAGUUAUAAAAAUUUGGAAAAAGAAAUGCCGUAUGAAAUGACAAAGUUAGAACUUAGAACUUAUUAUGAUGAAGUUAGUGCUACACUAACAAAAGACACAAAUAUCACACGUCUCAGCGAUGCAGAUGUAAUACCCAUUUCAAUUGAAGAUAAAAAAUGGUGCUUCAUCGUCAACAACAUCAAUAACAAAUGCUGGCGUUAG